Molecule: messenger RNA, 2303 nt
Organism: Zea mays
Lineage: Eukaryota; Viridiplantae; Streptophyta; Magnoliopsida; Poales; Poaceae
Source: RefSeq
GCGGAGAGAGGACAGACGGGGUGCAGUGCACGCGACGCACGCGGCACCCUCGGCUCGCCGUUCACAAUAAAAUCCAGCCACGCCUGCGCAUCCCUCGUCCUCGUCUCUCUCACAGCUGCUUUCUUCCUUCCUGUUCCUGCUCGUCGCCUCUCGAAAGCCAGGAGGAGUCUCGCCUCCCCCUCCUCGCGCGCGUGGCAGCUAUGGCGAUGGACGACCUCGCGGGCGCCUCCUCCUCCUCCUCCAUGGCGGCGGCCGCCUCCUCCGACCCCUCGCACGGCUGGCAGACGGUGUCGUAUCCCAAGCGCAACCGCAAGCAGGCGCAGCCGCCCCGCACCACGGCGCCCGAUCUGGCGCUGCAGUCCAACGGCAAGCCUGGCGGCGUCUUCGACGCCGUCGAGAAGCGCUCCCAGGAGCGCCACCGCGCGCUGCAGCAGCAGCUCGCCUCCAGGGCGGCCGACCUCGACGACGCGCGGAUCGCCGUUGCCACGGGCGCCGCCUACUCCGACGACGACGACUCCGACGAGGCCGCUGCCCCGCGCCAGGAGGGAGAGGUCAAGAAGCCUAAGAAGCCCAAGGUGAAGAAGCCGAAGGUGACGGUCGCCGAGGCCGCCGUCCUGAUCGACGCCGAGAACCUCGCAGCGCACCUCUUCGAGAUCUCGGCAUCGUACGAGAAUCAACAGGACAUUCAGCUCAUGAGGUUUGCUGAUUACUUUGGCCGGGCAUUUGCAGCUGUGAGCGCAUCUCAAUUUCCAUGGGCAAAGAUGUUCAAAGAAUCAACAGUGUCCAAGAUGGUUGAUAUCCCACUGUGCCAUAUAUCUGAGGCUGUGAUCAAGACUGUGAGUGAUUGGAUCAGUCAAAGAUCUUCUGAUGCCCUGGGAGACUUUGUUUUGUGGUGCAUAGAUAGCAUCAUGUCUGAAUUGUCAGGUCCAUCAGCUGGCCCUAAGGGUUCAAAGAAGGUUGCACAACAGUCUCCAAGGGCCCAGGUUGCAAUCUUUGUUGUUCUUGCCAUGACUUUAAGAAGAAAGCCUGAUGUACUGGUAAAUGUUAUGCCAAAGAUAAUGGGAAACAAUAAAUAUCUGGGACAGGAAAAGCUUCCCAUCAUUGUCUGGGUUAUUGCUCAGGCCUCUCAAGGUGACCUAGUGUCUGGCAUGUUUUGCUGGGCUCAUUCUCUAUUUCCCACAUUAUGUGCGAAGUCAAGUGGGAAUCCCCUUGCAAGAGAUUUGGUUUUGCAGUUGCUUGAAAGAAUUUUGUCUGUCACCAAAGCUCGUUCUAUAUUAUUGAAUGGUGCUGUUAGAAAGGGAGAACGCUUAGUUCCCCCUGUUUCAUUUGACUUGUUCAUGAGAGCCACAUUUCCUGUUUCUAAUGCUCGAGUGAAGGCUACAGAAAGGUUUGAAGCAGCCUACCCAAUAAUCAAGGAGUUGGCUCUUGCCGGUCCUCCUGGCUCAAAAACUGUGAAACAAGCAUCACAACAGCUUUUACCUUUGUGUGCAAAAGCAAUGCAAGAAAACAACGCAGAGCUCACCAGGGAGGCUGUUGAUGUUUUCAUUUGGUGCUUAACUCAAAAUGCAGAGUCUUACAAGCAGUGGGAAAGAAUUUAUCUUGAAAAUAUUGAAGCCAGUGUUGCUGUCCUGAGCAAAGUUGUGAUUGAUUGGAGGGAUGUGUCUCCUAAGCUCAGUUCUGAAGCUCUCAAGGCAACAGUGAAGAACUUUAAGGCUAAGAAUGAGGCUGCGCUGGAGUCCACAACAGAUGCUGGAAAGCAGGCAUCUAUCAAAGAAGCAGACAAGCACUGCAAGGCGAUCUUUGGAAAGCUGACCCGUGGCGCCACCUGCCUGAAGAGCAGCCUGGUGGUCAUCGCGCUCGCUGUUGCUGCUAGUUACGUGCUGUCUCCUGGCAUGGACCUCGAGAAGGUCCAGGCGAUGGUCUCAUCGCACCUGUCGUUCUAAACAUACCUGUCCAGAAUCUCCAGACGUGGAUCUAAAUUAUACGAGCCAUCCAAAGGGGAUGGCUCACUCAUCAGUGAAGAGAGCUCAGGGGGUGAGAAUAAGAGGGGGAUAGGCGCUAGAACCGAAAGGGUACAGUUUCCUGAGUUGCCUUUUUUUAUUUUUCCCGCGUCUCCUCGAGCAGCAGUGCGUGGGAGGAGACGCAGUCGACUUUGCAGGGAGUUGGUUAAUCGGUAGACUGAUGGGUGCGAAGAAGGUCAAGUCAAACGGCUCAACCAGAGGAUUAACACCUUUGCUUUUCUCUUUCUGCAUCUGAGAUGAUUGCAAACAGUUUUGGUUUAAAAAUUAAGAAUCUUGAAUCGU